Messenger RNA from Neocloeon triangulifer, 623 nucleotides. RefSeq names its product large ribosomal subunit protein uL24 (gene RpL26). The record is from RefSeq and is a predicted model, not a curated record. Gene Ontology annotation, cellular component: ribosome; cytosolic large ribosomal subunit. The transcript has 4 exons. Lineage: Eukaryota; Metazoa; Arthropoda; Insecta; Ephemeroptera; Baetidae. Gene Ontology annotation, molecular function: RNA binding; structural constituent of ribosome. The coding region runs from base 73 to 537 and encodes 154 amino acids. Gene Ontology annotation, biological process: cytoplasmic translation; ribosomal large subunit biogenesis.
GCCACCACCGGCAAACAAAAGAAAGUCUUACAAAUAAGUCGCUUCGUGGAACAGGCUGACAGACUCUCCACGAUGAAGCUGAACAAAUUCGUGUCGGCGUCGAGAAGAAAGAACCGUAAGCGUCACUUCACGGCUCCGUCUCACGUUCGGAGGCGGCUCAUGUCCUCGCCCCUGUCCAAAGAACUGAGGUCCAAGUACAAUGUGAGGACCAUGCCCAUCAGAAAGGAUGACGAAGUCCAGGUGGUGCGAGGUCACUACAAGGGACAGCAGGUCGGAAAGGUCGUCCAAGUCUACCGCAAAAAAUUCGUGGUUCACAUUGAGAGGAUACAGAGGGAGAAGGCCAACGGAGCCAGCGCCUACGUCGGCAUCCACCCCUCAAAGGUUGUUGUCGUUAAGUUGAAGAUGGACAAGGACAGAAAGAAGAUUAUUGAGCGCAGGGCCAAGGGCCGCGCUUUGGCUAAGGGAUUGGACAAGGGCAAGUACAGCGAGGAAAGUGCGGCUGCAGCAACCACUGGCACUGCCAUGGAGACCUCGUAACCGCCCCUGCCCUCCUGUUCUUUGUAUCAUCUUAAACUUAAAAAUAAACAAAAACAUUCACUAUAAUGUUCACAUUUUCUAUCAUU